UAAAUUGUAUUUGAUAUUUCUCUUAUGGUACAAAAAAUUGAAAUAAAAAAUAUAGAAACAGACAAUACUAAACCGAUCCUUAAAUUGUAUUUGAUAACAUAUUAAAACUUUAUGUGAAUUCAAAUGAAAUUUAGUAUAAUUUUUUGACUAUAUUUUAAUUUAGAGUUAUAUUAUUAAAAGGCCUAAAAAAUUCAAGCUUUCAAACACAUCAUUUUAAAAAUAAAAAUAAAAAAUAAAAUGAAAUUGGCAGAAGCAUUCUUUUUUAUUUAAAAAAAUAAAAAAUAAAAAUAAAGGGAAGAGGAUUUAGGAACGCGAGCGAUUAAAAAUGGCAGUGUCGUUUUAGUAAAUGAAGUGCCGUAAUCGCACUGUUUAGAGUUUAGACAAGGUAGAAAAGAAGCAGAGAGUGGUCCACAGCCUGAACUGCUGAAACCAGCCUUGUCUCAUCCUCCGUUCUACUGUCAUUCACUGGCACAGUCACACUUGUUCAUCAGUCUCUCACCCCGUUCCAGAGAGAGCGUAGAGGAGUGAGAGGCAGAGAGGCUCACUGCUAUUUCUGCGGAGAGCUCUCGACGGAUCUUUCCCUUUUGUCUUCUGCUCCCCGUGACCGCCUCGCCACGCACCAUAAACAACCCCUUCCUCUCUCAUAUCUGCUCCUACUGCUGGAUUCUCCGUCUCCACUUCGCGUCCUUGAUGCCCUUAUUGGGUAACUUUUCUUUCUGAGAUAAUUUCUUUUUUAUUCCGUUGGUGCAAAACUCAUCUCCUAAAACAUUGGAUUUUUGGGUUUUGUGAGUCCAUUUACUGGGGAUUUCAUCUGGGUUUUUCUGGGGCUUUUGGUUAGAGGGAGAAACAGGGUGCUUCCAAUUUGAGCUCUGUUUCUGUGUGUUCUGGAGUUCUUUCCGAUGUUCUUCAUGGCAAUCUGAUUCCUGGAGAAGAAGGCAACAUGGCUACUUUUUCGCAGGAUUCAGCUGCUACAACGUGGUCAUUUUUUUUUAGGGUUUUUGUAUAGGGGUCUAGCUUCUUCCUUUCUCUGUUUUAUUUUAUAUUCUCGUAGGUUUUGGCAUUUUCCACUUUUUCUAGUUGUAGGACUUUUGCUGAAAGCACUGUUAGGGUUUAGGGUUUUGUACCUUUUGCGCCGAGGAUUCCGUCCGAAUCUGCUGCGAGCUUGAUUCUUGCAUUUUCUCAUCCGUGGCUGUAGAUUCCGCCAACAGCUGCUCUUUCUGUUUUCAAUAUUGCUCUUUUUCUCAUUCAAUUGGAUGAAAAUUUGGAAUUGGGACUUAAAAUUCUCCCCCCAAUCUUCCCAUUCUUCUGUGCUUCUGGACAUUAAAUUUGAAUGUUUCUUUAAGCUUAUUUGCUGAAUUGCAUCUUUUUAAGUGUUGAGUUAGUCAUCACCAGAUGUCUUCGUGCUUGAGCGGAGGCGGAAGAACCUACGGUUUUGAGCUUGAAAUUGUGAAAUCCCCUUCCACCUCGAUUCGAACUUCGCAUUCAUCUUCUCCUUCUUCAACUCUUUCGGAAUCGAGCAAUUCCCCCAUUGCAAUCUCAACCCGAAAACCGCGAACCCCUCGAAAGCGCCUGAAUCAGACGUACAAUGAGGCUGCAGCCCUUCUCUCCACUGCCAACCCGAACAUCUUCUCAACCAAACAUCUCACAAAACCAUGCCAAUUCACUAAGCCACAGGACCCCUUCUUUGAAGAAGAAUCUUCGGAGUUGCUUUCACCCUUUCGGAUGGUCGACAGCCCCGGAUGCCUGCUCCACCAAUCCAUUCUAGAAAAAAAGCCCAAUUUUCAAAUCGAGCAAAAGGUUGUGGAUUCCUGCGAAGAAAAGCCCUGCCGAAGUCCUGUGGAGAGCAAUUUCCAAGGAAAAUGUUCAAUACCCUGCGAUGGGUACGAAGAGGAGGACUUGGAUGCCGAGUCGAUCCUGGAUGAGGAAAUCGAAGAAGGCAUCGACAGUAUCAUGGGGAAUUUAAGCGUAAACAACAAUUCGAUGCAGGAGUACAAUGGGCAGUUGGAUUCUUGGUACGGGGAAGCCAUGGGAUUGAAUCUUGGCGGGAGAUUUGAAUUUGGGAUGGGAUUGGAAAGCGGAGUGAGAGCAUUGAGACAUGUUGACGAGGGAGAUUGGUUCAGGUUUCCCGCUGUAGACAUUCGGCAAAUCUCACCCAAAUUCAACAAAGUUUCCCCAGAGAAAAGGAAGAAGAAAAAGAAGGCGGUGGAGAAGAGAGAAUGUGUCAAAGAGAAUUCAAUUCCAAAGCUGAAGAGCACGGAGCCGGCAGGAGAGAUUUCAACUCAGAAAUCAAAUUCCAGCUUGCUUCUGAAAUUGAAUUACGAAGACGUUAUGAACGCGUGGUCCGACCGGGGAUCGCCAUUCUCCGACGAAAUCCCACCAGGCUCCGACAUGGCAGCAAGUGAUGCCUCUGCCAGGCUGGCGCAGAUUGAAUUGUUUCCGGAGGAGGGCGGCGGAGGAGUGAGAGAAGCUAGCGUGCUGCGCUACAAGGAAAAGAGGCGCACCCGCCUCUUCUCGAAGAAGAUCAGGUACGAAGUCAGAAAAGUCAAUGCGGAUCAACGGCCCAGAAUGAAGGGACGAUUUGUUAGAAGGCUAAAUUCUUCCUCUCGCGAUCAAAGAAAGUCGACGUAGGUUGUGUUGUGCCUCAUAAUUUUCUCCCUCUCCUAUUACGAGUAUUUUUCUUUUCGCUCCCCACACCCAACGAGGAGCUGAUGAGAAGAUGAAGACUAGUCAUAAAAAGGAUUGUCCAAAAUAUUUGGUGGUGGCAUCUCUUCUUGUUUCUUGUUUUUUGUCCCCCCCCCCCCCCCCUCCCCUCUCUCUCUCUCUCUCUCUCUCUCUCUCUCCUCUGGAACAUUUUGUUAAUCUCCAUUGCAGCUUAUAAAUCGAAAGAAUGUUAAUUUUGAAUUGAAUAAAGUUUAGCCUCCUCCUUUAUUUUUCAAAGAGGGGACAUCCGACAA
This is a messenger RNA of Malania oleifera, 2954 nucleotides long. Its product is annotated as protein CHLOROPLAST IMPORT APPARATUS 2. Bases 1393 to 2628 code for a protein of 411 amino acids. Gene Ontology annotation, biological process: regulation of DNA-templated transcription. Gene Ontology annotation, molecular function: protein binding. The record is from RefSeq and is a predicted model, not a curated record. Gene Ontology annotation, cellular component: nucleus. Lineage: Eukaryota; Viridiplantae; Streptophyta; Magnoliopsida; Santalales; Ximeniaceae. The transcript has 3 exons.